Molecule: messenger RNA, 2048 nt
Organism: Punctularia strigosozonata HHB-11173 SS5
Lineage: Eukaryota; Fungi; Basidiomycota; Agaricomycetes; Corticiales; Punctulariaceae
Exons: 3
Coding region: 1-1581 (526 amino acids)
Source: RefSeq, a predicted model, not a curated record
AUGCUCCCUCGCGCCUCUAUCUCGCGCUUACCAUGCAUAAACGUCCGCACAAGAGCUAGAAUUCUUGUCUACUACGGUCUCCGAGCUACCUCCUCGACGUCGGGCUCGAGCACGUCCCCUGACGCGGAUGGAACCUCGUCUCCAGCGCCGGCCCGUGCCAGUGACAAGCUUUUCGCCGAUGCUGCGCGUGAAGAGGCUGAACUCGUUUCGAACCCUCCUCGCCCGCCCAAACUACCUCUGGAGGUGAUCAACGGCGGCCACCCGAACUGGACCGGCGAGGAGAGCAUGGAAGAUGCGGUCCUGAGGAUGCUCAUGGACAAGUACAAGCCGAUGCGCACGGGGAACAUCAGGAGCGCCGAGGAUAAAAUACGGGCUGAGCCUCCGAAGGUCGCAGGGAGGGCUACAGAAGAGGAAGAGGUAGAGUUAAGCAUGGAGGAGACCAUCGCUUUGGCCAAGGCAGGGAACAGCGCCGCUGAAGCAGGAGGGUCGGUCGUACAACAGAUGAUCGAGAAGGUCGAGGGUCUAGAUACGGUACCGCGAGUGCAGGAGAAACUCUCGCCAGCUGAGAUGGCGAAUGUACCUCUGCUACAGCCCGUUGAAGGCCAUCGACCCUGGAUGACUACUUACAAGGCCCCUUCGCAUGUCGCAUCAGUCCGUGUUGGCCACUUCCCAUCUCUUCGCACAAGCCCGACAAAAUCCAUCGCGCCGGGAGACGAGAAAGCCCUAAAGAAAGCGCGAGAAUUGAAGAAACGCACGCAGGUCGUCACGCGCUUGACCGAUGCUCGAGAAAGAACGUUGGACUACCGACUCGGUAUGCGCCAUCCCGGAGGAGGCGCCGGCGGUGGUCGAGCGAACCCGAGCUCACUGAAAGGCUGGGCGAGCCUAGUCGAGGAGAAGAUCGAGAGUGCGCGCCAAGCAGGUCACUUCAACAAAAUAUCCGGGCGAGGCAAGCCGAUCAAAAGGCAUGACGACGAAGGCAACCCGUUUAUUGCUCGCGAAGAGUUCCUCAUGAACCGGAUCGUACAGCGGAAUGGAGCAGCCCCUCCAUGGGUGGAGUUGCAACAUGAGCUGGAAUCUACCCUCGACUCUUUCCGUGAGAUCCUCCUCCAAUCUUGGACGAGGCGUGCUGUUCGCAAUAUCACUGCCAGCACCCCUCCUGCAUUUCUUCCCUCCACGCUCCGCAAGCUGGCUUCUUCCCCGAAUCUCUCCGCCGCGACUUCUCUACGCGAUAGCUCCUGGGAGCAACAGGAGAAGUCGUAUCACGAUGCCGCGAUCAAGGAGAUAAACGAUGCCGUCAGGCGGUACAAUGGCAUUGCUCCCUAUGCAGUGAGGAGAGCAUACCACGACAGAGAACAAGAACUACGGAGAUGUUAUGAACGAUGCGGCGAGGCGAUCGUGAGGGAGUUGGAGGAGAGAAUCAAGGUCCUUGGGAAGGAAAGCAAGCGGGUCGGAUGGACUGAGGACGCGGGCUUGGGGCAGAAUGGUGGACCGCAGGUUGAGGUGAUUCGGAUUAGGGAUGUGCUCCGGGGCUGGGUGCAAAACCUCGCGCGACGCUUCGGAGCAAGGAGUGCUCGGGAGUGAGAGGCCGUUUCGUCGCACCUCGGACGCGGACGCGGACGCGAACACUCCAUCCACUCUGACCCCGCAUCAUUCGACGCGGUUGCUUCUGACAGUCCAGAACGAAUGCAUCAAACCAUGCAAGACCACGCAUCCGCGCCAGAAGAGGAUACCCUUACGGAGCUGGUCACUUGACCACAUACGAUUGAAGCACAUCCCUUCCCUCCCUGUUUAUUCUUGGUGAAUGCUGUGGACGACUGCUUGCGCGAUCAAGCGAGGCAUGCAGAUCAUCUGGACGUGGUUCAUUCUGCACGGACUUGGUGUCAUUGCACCGGAACGGCCAGCCAUGUGGUUAUCGCGAGGAGAUGAGUCGAAGGCAUGAGCGCUGGCAAGAGUGUUCACAACCCAUACAGCGCCCCGCACGUUUAUGUUACGUAUCAUAUUGCGUUGUACUUUGUCGAGACAUGCAGACGCACAAUGGUAACCACGCC